GGUCUUUGACGCUGUGGGGCCCUAACAGCCCUCGUGUUGCCCUACGUUUCCAUGAUGCACGGUGUUGUUGUGGUUUGUGUGUUGUUUUGGACAUAUCGGAGUUUCUGAGUCGUGUUUUGUUUAGUUUUAGUGAUAAAUCUGUACCAUGAUGCCGGGGGUGAACCAGUCAGGAGCCGCAGGAAUCGCCUCAGAAGCUUCUUCUGGCACUUGUCAAAACUGCGCUGUUUUAAAUCAGAGCCUGGAUGAGUAUGUGGCUGCUUUAUUGGCACUGAAACAGAAGAUCAUAGACACAGACCUUCUGUUGUCCGAGUAUAAAGAGAAGUGUGACGAGCUGCAGAAAUCUCAAAGAGAGAGCGCUAAGCUGCACAAAGAGCUGGACGAGGUGCUGCUGAAACUCGGCCCAUUACAAAGGCAGACCACCGAGUUCGAGGCAGUCAGAGCUGAGCUCCAGGAAACCAAGGCUGCCUUGAGAGAGUUUCAGGAGAAAUCUGAGGCAGUUGACCGUUUGAGAGAAGAGAACAUUGAGGCACUCGCUACGAACUCGAAGCUUGAGGAAGCUGUCAAGAAGUCAGAAGAUGCAGCACACACACUCGCUGUAGAAAAUACUAGGCUGAAGUCGGAGAAGCAAAUGUUAGAAAGUGACCUGCAGAGAACUCAGGAGUCUCUGAGGCUGACUGAACAGAUAGUGGAGGAGGUGGAGAACCUGAAGCUGCAGAAUGCUAAGGCACUUAUUCUAAAAAGCAAUCUUGAAAAUCAGCUGUUGGCACUUGAAGACACGAACCUCAAGCAAUCUCACAUGGUCCGAGACCUGAAGAGCAAAAACUGUCACCUCGAAAAAAGCAUGAGAUUAACAGAGGAAAAACUUGUAACUUUGGAAAAAGAGUUAAACAAAGAGACGAGAUGUUCGUCUACACAAACUGAGGACCAGCCCAAAGUUAACAAAGCUAAAAUCUGGAGCCUUCUUCAGGACGUGUGGCACUGUGUGGACCCUCAGUCUAAGACCCCAGGACAUUUGGACUUAAACGACAAUCAGCACUUAAUGUUCAGACCUUCAGGAUCUCCUCCGUGUUCCUUUAGAAAUUCUGUGCCUCAGUCAACCGCCUCGAGUCCAAAAGGAGCCGAAGCGUCUCCGGAAGAAAGCGGACCCGAGUCUCCGUUAGCAGAUAGGUGCAGUCCAGGUGAAGGGGAGAAGAUAAAGAACAUGGGCAGGAAGAAGAAAAGAAGUUUGGAGUCUGUGGAUGGAGAUAAAAGCAGUUUGAAGGCCGAUGAAGUCGGUGAUUUGUCACUAAAUAAAGACGAUCACGUGUUAGAGGAAGGAAACGGCAGUAAGACCCUUGACAUUUGGGAGUUCCUCAGUCUCUCUUGUCCUUUACCUGCUGCUCUGUCUCCACUGCCUCCUGAUGACUUGGCCGAGAUGGAGAUCGACUCGAGUCAGAAAGAAGGUUCAAUUUCAGACGCUGAAGAUGGCAAAAAAUCACAGUCCACAGAGCCAAAACCUUCGGAAGAUAGCGUAGAAGUUUCACCUGUGUGUUUGUCUCCAGGUAAACAACAGAGUAUGGAACCAUCAUCAGUCUCUCCUGAUACUGAGAACAUGAGCCCUCAGAACGUUCUGACAGAGAGCCAAGAGAUGCAAGAAGAAAACAUGUGCAAGAACUCUGAAGCUUCUACACUCGCAACAGCAGGUUCACAUCCCGAAACCGAGGAGGAGCAGGUUAACGUGAUCACAGCAGAAUCUCGGCUGAACACCGAGGAAGAACGUACAAAUCAGGUUAUCACUAAACAGCAGUGUAAUGCAGACGGUGAAGAACCCAACGCAUGCUGUAACGACAGAGAAGAUUCUUCACAGCAGGUAAACAUCUCUGAGACGUGCUCGACAGGCUGCGGUGCAGGAGACGGUGAAUCCUGUAGUAAGAUGAACGGCGUUACAUCUGAUGAGUCCUCAGACGACGAGGAGUUCUUGGGUCUGAAGAGGAAAGUCAGAGGGAUCGGCUCGAGACCAGCAGAUGCAGACGACGUCACUACGAACAAAAAGCAAGAAUCUGUAGUUCAUGUUGAAGGAACAAACUGUGAACCCAAAGAAGAUCAUCUUCAACCAGAGAAUGAGAAAGAUGAUGGAUCUUUACAAGACAAUAACAUUCCUAUAAAUAUGUGCAAACCUGUAGCUCUCGAAGACGACGCGGAGUUGGACGCCGAGCGAGAGACGGGACUGAGAAGGAAUAUCCAUGAAUCUGAGGACAACAACUCUUUACCGAUUCUUGAUGAACACAGCGAGCAAGAAGAACGCGUACUUUCUGAAUCUUUUAGCCCCCACAUUGAAAAGAUGGAUGGAGGACUGAAAGAAGAAGAUGGUGCUGUAUCUAAAGACCCAAGUGAUAAAUCUCAAUAUGUUUGUCCUGCAUCUUCAAUAAAUACCCCUGAACUGUCUGGUCUGAAUCUGCCUCUCACAGUUGUGGCCUUCAGAAAUGCACUUACCUCAACUCAAUCUCCAGAAUCUAUUGGUAAGGUUCUUACAGAGAUGGGUCCUCCUCUACCUCCAGUGGUUUUACCGCUAACUGCAACUCCUCCCAAAUUUAAGAAGCACCUUACUCCAAAUAGACCCACCAUCCAGUUGCCUACCUGGGCAUCAACAGAAGGGCCGUUUUCUCUCAAGCAACAUUCUAACGUACCAUCUCCAGAUCCUGGCCUUCAAGAUGAAGUAAAGGCAUCACUUUCUCUAACUACCCCUUCACCAUCACAAGCAGUUCCUUCUUCCCCUUUGCAGUUUGGAUCAGAAACUCCCAAGCAUGCACUUCCUGUCCCAGGUAGACUGCCCUCGUCUGCGUUAAACUCCCCGUCCUCUUCUGCGUCGCAGGAGAACUCCAUGCAGAUCCUGGACACCAUGUAUCCUGAGCUUUCAGCCCAAGCGAGGACUCUAAGUAUUCUACGGGGGAAUGUCAACCUUGGAAGGGCUGCGAAUGAAAGCGAAGCUUCUCCACCUGCUGUGAAUCCAAUCUCAGGGAAUAAAACCAUCAACUCGUCGUCUACGGCUUUCACCAAGACGGAACAGAAAGCAAAAAGAAUCGGUGCAAAUGUUUUACUACCCAAAAGUGCCAAAAGGCUGAGACUUGAUACGUGUUCACCUGAUCCUGUAAGUCUCAGUCCUCCAGUUAGAGACGCUGACCAGAGUAACGGUGUGACGUCGCCAACGUCCUGUCCGUCUACUGGGCCAUCGAGCAACAGUCAAACAGCAAGGACACAAAGUGAACCUGUAAACAGUGUCACUGACACACAGUCCCGCAUCGCCGGGGCCUUCGAAAAGCUCCGUAACCUUAGUUUUGACGUGUUGCCUGUAAUCCGGAGUCACGUGUUUGUUGGGAGGAUAUCUGACGUUCCCGUCCUAAGGGACGAAGAAAAAUGCGUCAUUUCUGAUUUUUGUCUGAAUCGGUCCGCAGCAGAGGAGUUUAUGUUGGCCAUUUUGUCAAAGGUCAAGGUGGAGAGGGCUGUAAUGAAACACGACGUCCUGCAGUCUCUGUGUAGGGUUUACGUCGGCUUGUGUCGAUGGACAGGAGACUGUCAGAAAGCGCAUGCUCUCGCCUACAGUCUACUAAAAGAAGACUUCCCUGAAGCCUCCAAGCUGGUGUUAUUCAUGGUGACGACAUGGCCGACCGUUCUGUCCCACGACAGCUUCUUGGGCCGAGCCAUUAACGUAGUGAGCAAGCUGAAGGCAGAUGGGGAGAUACUAGACUACCUCAGCAAGUAUCUGCACUGGGAGGAGAGACCUCCAGGUGACAUCCACGAUAUGAUCACCACCAUACUGAAGGCUUUUCACGAGGAUGACACUCUGACGUUCCAGACUCACGAUCGUCAUGGUUACGACCUCUGCCCUGCCGCCUGGGAUUACGUCUGCAGCCUGGACCUACUGUGUGCACAUCUGGGCUGGAAAUGGACCCAUGACAAUAUUAUAGGGAAAGAGCUUUGGCCGGUCCUGAACGCCUGGGUGACACAACCGAGACCUCAGCAAACACCAGUGCGAGAUAUUUGUGUCGCAGCCGUCUUAAGGCUGAUCGGACGACUUGGGCAACUGGGGCUGAAGGAGAAACUGUGUGUGUCAGUGCAAAAUGUUGCAAAAGCCAUAAACCUGUUUGGGAAACAUGGAAUAUCAGAAGGCGUGCCGUGGGAGGUGCAGCUCUCCGCAGUCUACGCCAUUUACGAUCUGGCGCCCAGUAACCCCAAAGACGCUCUGGAGGCUCUGGCGUCGUGGCGAGGAGAGAUCACACGAGCGGUUCCACCAGCCGUCACCAGCUGCAUCACACAGAUCGGCUCCAUAUGUCGUCAGAUCAGAGCUUAGGAUCGAAACGCCUACAGCAUUACCUGUAUUUUUAUUUGCACUUUCGUCUUUUUUCACGUCUCUGUUCAUGUCAAAAAUCCGAGUACUGUUGACUUCAUGUAGCGUCAUUAAUGGUGCUUAAUCCUGUACAUUCUGUAUCUAGACCUGUUAAAGAAAGAAAGAAUAUUAUCUUUGAAUAUGAAUUUAAAUAAUAUAUUGGACUGUGUUUUGUUUUUGCUGUAAAUUGACACUUAAAAAAAUAUUUUCUACUUAAAAGCACUUCUUAUAAAUA
Molecule: messenger RNA, 4598 nt
Organism: Tachysurus fulvidraco (yellow catfish)
Lineage: Eukaryota; Metazoa; Chordata; Actinopteri; Siluriformes; Bagridae
Gene: ice1
Product: KIAA0947-like (H. sapiens)
Exons: 22
Coding region: 146-4327 (1393 amino acids)
Source: RefSeq, a predicted model, not a curated record